Molecule: messenger RNA, 1098 nt
Organism: Salmo salar (Atlantic salmon)
Lineage: Eukaryota; Metazoa; Chordata; Actinopteri; Salmoniformes; Salmonidae
Source: RefSeq, a predicted model, not a curated record
GGAGGAGCUUUCACCGGCUCACUCGUUCUGUCUCUCUUCCUCCAUCACACCUCUCUCUCUGUAGGAUUUUACUGCAUCAAUCUGUCAAACAACUAAAGGACUCAAACAGAUAGUGCGUGUCGACAUGUUGGCUACUCUGGAGACGGUGAGAAUGGGUUAUAUCUCAGGCUGGUCCGGUCCUGCCCAGACCCCAGUAGAGGUGGACCUGGAAGUCAUUGAAGAAUACCUGCAGGAACACUCCCUGGAUGUUCAACACACACCACCUACGCCUCCUACCACGCCCGCUCAGCAAACACACACACACUCAAACCAACACCAGGGAACCAGCAUCAUAGAGAACAGCUGGUCUGGUCAGUAUGCCUACCAGUGGCAUUACGACUAUAGUUCUCCUAAUAAGGAAUAUGAAAAACAGGCUCCGCACACAGAAUGGCCUCGUCUUCAUGGCAACCACUGGGAGCGCGGCGCCUACUCCAACGAGACAACACCCUGCAGCGAGUCCGAUUCCACCGGCUCCGUCUGUCUAGACUACCCACCAUCCUCUCCUGCCGACGCUCUGACCUGCCCCCCUGCUGAGAGGAGAGGCAGGAAGACGAGCGAAACGCUGCCCCUGGCUUCACACUCAGGAAAGAAGAAGGAGCGUCUGUUCCACUUCCUGUUUGAGAUGCUUCAGACCCCCUCCAUGCGAAGCUGCAUCUGGUGGGUACAGUCCUGCUCCGGAACCUUCCAGUUCUCCUCCCAGAACAAGGAACGUCUAGCCCAGCUGUGGGGACGCAGGAAGGGGAAUCGCAAGACCAUGACUUACCAGAAGAUGGCCCGGGCGCUCAGAAACUACAGCAGAACGGGAGAGAUUUGUAAAGUGAAGAGGAAGCUCACGUACCAGUUUAGCGAGGGAACACUAAGGGGGCUGCAGGGAGCGUGUUAGGGAGGGAGAGUAGGAGGAACAUAUGUUAGCACAGUUACCUGGCAGGGCACAAAGAUAAAUACUGAGUAUUUGUACCAUGAGGAAGUGGAGGAGGAGGAGCAAGAGGAAGAGGAGGAGGAGCAGGUGGAGGAGGAAGAGGAGCAGCAGGAGGAGGAAGAAGAGGAGGAGGAGGAAGA